Messenger RNA from Pelecanus crispus (Dalmatian pelican), 3238 nucleotides. NCBI's taxonomy places the organism in Eukaryota, Metazoa, Chordata, Aves, Pelecaniformes, Pelecanidae. The record is from RefSeq and is a predicted model, not a curated record.
GGCGUACAUGAGUGUGAAGGAGCUGAAGGAGGCACUGCAGCUGAACAGCACCCACUUCCUCAAUGUUUACUUUGCCAGUUCGGUGAGGGAAGAGUUGGCUGGUGCUGCCACUUGGCCAUGGGAUAAAGAGGCCCUUAGUCACCUGGGUGGAGUUGUCCUCAACCCUGCUUAUUACGGUAUGCACGGCCACACGAACACCAUGAUCCAUGAAGUGGGACAUGUCCUGGGACUGUACCAUGUCUUUAAGGGAGUGAGCGAGCGGGAAUCUUGUGAUGAUCCCUGCAGGGAGACAAGUCCCUCUAUGGAGACGGGAGACCUCUGUGCUGACACUGCCCCCACCCCAAAGAGUAAAUUCUGUCGGGAUCCAGACCCUACCAAUGAUACCUGCGGCCAGACACAUUUCACAGGAACGCCCUUCAACAACUACAUGAGUUACACAGACGAUGACUGCACCAACACCUUCACCCCCAACCAAGUGGCCCGGAUGCAUUGCUACCUGGACCUGGUGUACCAGCGCUGGGGCCUGAGCAAGAAGCCCGCGCCCAUCCCGAUCCCUCCCAUGGUCACGGGGCAGACGCAGGACUCCCUCAGCAUCUACUGGCUGCCUCCCAUCAGUGGUGUCAUCCACGAGAGAGAGCAGGACACACUCUGCGAUGACUGUGCGGAGGAUGGCACCUUCCGUCAAUAUGUGCACGAGGCCUCUUCCCCUCGGGUCUGUGAUUCCUCCGGCUACUGGACCCCAGAAGAAGCAGAAGGGCCCCCGGAUGUGGAUCAGCCCUGUGAGCCCAGCCUGCAGGCCUGGAGUCCAGAGCUCCACCUGUACCAUAUGAACAUGACUGUGCCAUGCCCCCAGCCAGAUGGCUGCAUCCUGGAGCUGCACUUUCUGCACCCUGUGUACCCCGAUUCCCUCACCCUCUGGACCACGUACCUCUCCACGGGCUCUCCCAAGGCACUGUCUGACAUUGAAGUCCUGACAGAGCAGGGGGAGUCCAUCCAUCUGGGCCCCCUGGACACCUUCUGUGAUGUCCCCUUUACCGUGAAGCUCAACAUCCCUAAAAAGGUGUCUGGAGUCAAAAUCUACACCUUUGAUGAGAGGAUGGAGAUAGACACGGCGCUGCUGACCUCCAUGCCUCACAGCUCCCUCUGCUCUGCCUGCAAGCUGAUCCAGUACCGAGUUCUCCGCAACCCCCCGUUUGCAAACGGAUCCCCUGCUGCCCCGGCACAGGCGCACCGCCAGUUUGUCGACACGGAAGUCACGCCUGGGCAGGUGUACCACUACCAGGUGCAGGCAGUCUCUGGGACAACCUCAGGAGAAGCCUCCCCACCACUCAUCCAUGUCCAUGGAGCAUCCUACUGUGGGGAUGGGAAGGUGACCAUGAGCCUGGAUGAGGAAUGUGAUGAUGGGGACUUGCUGGAUGGAGAUGGCUGUUCCAGGAAGUGUAAAAAGGAAAAAGGCUUCAACUGUGUCGGGGAACCAAGCCUGUGCUAUGUGCACGAUGGGGAUGGUGUGUGUGAGCCGUUUGAGAAGACAAGCAGUGUCCUGGACUGUGGUCCCUACACACCCGAUGGAUACAUAGAUCUGUGGGCAGCAAAAGCCUAUGCCUCCCAUCAGGAUGCAAAGUCCUGCCCUGCUUCCUUGGUCACUGGAGAGCCUGUUGUGAAGGUGUGCUUUGAGAGACCCGUGGUGCCCACUUCCCUCCUGCUCUUCCUGGCCUCUGACGGCACCGUCCCAAGCAACCAGCGCAAGCCGAGGGUGACUGUCCAGCUGAGUGAUGUAGAUGGGAUGAACCACUCUUUGGGGAUGUAUGAGUUGUCAUGCCAGCACAACCCACUUGUCAUCAAUGUGACCCAUGGCCCGGAGGACCCAUCCCACUGGGCUGCUUCGGUGCUGCUCAACUUCUCCUCCCCACUUGUGGGCAUCGCAGCUGUGGCCUUGCGGACAACAGCUCAGCCUGGCUCUGACCCCACCACCUGCCUCCUGCAACACGAGGAGGGACAUGGCCACCAGCGCUACAGCUGUGUCCAUGGUGCUUGUGCAGGACUGGGAAGCUGCAUGCAGCCACUGCUUGCUCACACUGCCACCCUCAACUGCACCUCCGAUGGCCUGAGACACAUGGCGUGCACUGUCGCCUGCGAAAAGGGCUUCGUCCUCCGCUCCGGCAAUGGAAAGAGCCUGGGUUCCAGGCAGCAGGAGGUGGUGCUGAGAUGCAGUUCGGGGCGGUGGGACAGAACUGUGACUUGUGACCCUGUCGACUGCGGUGUCCCUGACCAGUCCCAUGUGUACUACGCUGAGUUCUCCUGCCCCAAGGGGACCACAUACCUGCAAAGAUGCUUGUUCUCCUGCGUCCACCCAGCCAAGAUUCAAGGAACAAACCAGUGGCUGACCUGCCUGGAAGACGGUCUCUGGUCACUCCCCGAAGCCUACUGCAAGCUGGAGUGUGACGUGCCUCCUGCAGUGGCCAACGCCAAGCUCCUGGUACCGCGGUGCCUGCAGGGGAACCACGAUGUGGGCUCAGUCUGUCGCUACAAGUGCAAGCCUGGAUACCAUGUGGCUGAGAACACAGCAGGCAAGCCUAAGAAGAAGUUCCUGAAGGUCCAGUGCCUGGAGAGCGGGCAGUGGGAAGAGGGACGCUGUGUCCCUGUGGUGUGUGAGCCACCUCCUCCCGUCUUUGAGGGCAUGUACAACUGCACCCAGGGCUUUGAGCUGGACAGCCAGUGCAUCCUCAACUGCGAGCCGCAGGGACAAAAGGUUCCCAUUGUCUGCACCAAGGAGGGCUUAUGGACAGAGGAGUUCAAACUGUGUGAGAGCUUACAGGGCACCUGCCCACCGCCCCCGGAGCUGAAUUUCGUGGAAUACAAGUGUGAGCAGGGGCACGGCAUAGGUGCUGUGUGCAUACCUUCCUGUAUCAUACCUCCAAGUGACCCUGUCAUAUUGCCUGAAAAUGUAACUGCUGAGACUAUGGAUCACCGUCUGCAGCCCACCAGAGUCCAGCAUAUUGUGUGCACGGGCAGGCUGUGGUGGUAUCCAGACCCCUCCGUCAUUCACUGCAUCCAGUCGUGCGAGCCCUUCCAAGCAGACGGCUGGUGCGACACCAUCAACAACCGGGCAUACUGCCAGUAUGACGGGGGUGACUGCUGCUCCUCCACACUCUCCUCCAGGAAGGUGAUCCCGUUUGCUGCUGACUGUGACCAGGAUGAAUGCACGUGCCGCGACCCGGCGGCCGAGGAGAACCAGUAG